This is a messenger RNA of Durotheca rogersii, 1587 nucleotides long. RefSeq lists its product as uncharacterized. The coding region runs from base 247 to 1197 and encodes 316 amino acids. Gene Ontology annotation, cellular component: endoplasmic reticulum. The record is from RefSeq and is a predicted model, not a curated record. Gene Ontology annotation, biological process: peptidyl-proline hydroxylation to 4-hydroxy-L-proline. Gene Ontology annotation, molecular function: L-ascorbic acid binding; iron ion binding; procollagen-proline 4-dioxygenase activity. The transcript has a single exon. NCBI's taxonomy places the organism in Eukaryota, Fungi, Ascomycota, Sordariomycetes, Xylariales, Xylariaceae.
CUCCGCGCACCGUCGAGCCGUACGUGGAUCGCCCGGGGAGGCAGCUAGAAGCUAUCGCUUGUGAGAUUUAUCUGCCAUCCUCCCGGCCUGCCUGCCUCGCUUCUCUCUCUCUCUCUCUCUCUCUCUCUCUCUCUUUAUGAUUCUCACCUACCUAUGGUGCAAACCGAACAACCCAGCCCGCACCUGUGCGACGCUCGCCCCUGAUAUCGACGCUCGGGCUCCGUCGCCCGCAUCGCACCACGGACCAUGACACCCGCGAUACUGCCGCGGCCGACCAGCCGCCACGCGCUGGUCCUCGCGCUGCUCGUCGCCGCGCUCGGCGCGCUCGGCGCGCUCGUAUGGCGGGCCGCGCCCCCGCAUCCCCUCGCCGCGCUACUAUCGCCGUCCCUCGACGCCGCCGCGCCCGCGCCGCCGGCGCGCCCCGGGGACGGCCGCACGGCCCCCUUCGUCUGCCGGCCGCACGCGUACACGGCGGAGAUCAUCUCGGUGGACCCGGUGGUGCUCUACCUGCGGGGGUUCGUGUCGGGGGCGGAGAUCGCGGCGCUGCUGGGGGCCGGGGCGGCGGCGGGGUUCGCGCCGUCGCGCGUGCAGCAGCCGGGGGCGGGGGGGGGAGGGGGCCGCGACCGCAGCGGCACGGCCGGCCGCACGUCGGCGUCGGCGGCGCUGCCGCCGGGCCACCCGGCCGUGCGCUGCGUGCUCGCGCGCGCGGCGCGGCUGCUCGGCCCGGCGCUGCGCGCGCCCGGCGACGCGCCCGCGCCCCAGCUCGUGCGCUACGCCGCCGGCCAGCACUUCGGGCCCCACCGCGACUGGUUCCCGCGGCCGCAGCGGCCGCGCCCCGCCGCCGCCCGCCCCUGGAACCGCGUCGCCAGCUUCUUCGCCGUCCUCGAGGACGCCUGCGCCGGCGGCGAGACCUGGUUCCCGCGCCUCGCGGCGCCGGCGCCGCUCUCGGCCGGGCCAGAGGAGAAGGAGAAGGAGGAGGAGGAGGAGGAGGAGGUGGGAGGGCACCGAGAGAGGCCCCUCUGGCGCGCCCACGAGGACGGCGGCCUCGCCUUCCGCCCCGUCGCCGGCAACGCCCUCUUCUGGGUCAACUUGUUCGCCAACGGCACCGGCGACGACCGCACCGUCCACGCGGGGCUCCCCGUCGAGGCCGGCGUCAAGACCGCCAUGAAUAUCUGGCCGCGGAGGUACUACGACUGAAGGGCCGGGAGCGCCGGUAGCGUGCGGGCGGAAGAAAGGGGUUGUCGAGGAGAGAGGGGAAGGGGAGGGAGAGGUGGCAGAGCGGCGGUGCGGGUGUCGUCGGGUCGAGUCGGUUCGCGAGGGUAGGCACGGCGAAUGUGAACGUGUUGCGUGUGCUUUCGGCUCCGGCAAGAAGUUCCUCGUUGCUAAUUAGUACAUAUGUCUGGCGGUUCCUGUGCGUGGUUUGUUUACGUGCUUCGUGUCUUGCUGGCGGUGGCCGCUGCUCGUCUUUGGGCGCUAGUACGUAUCGCACCCGACUCUUCGGGGUCCAGUCGCCUAUAGAAUCGGUAUCGACAACGACUUCUUGAUAUUUUGACACGAAAGCUGUAGUUUAAACACGCAGUGAAUGCC